GUCAAUGACAGCAAUGGCUUCUCUGGCACUUCUUUACUUUCUGCUGUGGGUCGGUGUCGCAGUGAGUACACCAGUGGAUCUACAGAAGAGAAUCUAUAAGGGUGUCCUUUGUGGUCAAACUGAUCGUCUGUACCACGUCAGGCUGAGAGCAACUGAUGGAACAUUUAUGUCACUCUGUGGUGGCUCUCUGAUCAGUGACGAGUGGAUUCUGACUGCAGCUCACUGCUGGAAUAAUUCAAGGACCAUGUAUGCAGAUGUAAAUUUCCACCCAGGUAACGAAAUGGAGACACUCGAAAUCAUAAGAUAUGAGAUCUAUACGGAGAACAGCAAAGGACACGACAUCGUGCUACUGAAGCUAAAGCAGAAACCUAAAAAGAUCCAUAAAAUAGAUCUUCCAAAUGUUUCAGACUGUACAACUGAUAUCAAAGUGAAUGACAAAUUUAAGGUUUCAGGCUAUGUCCAUGGUGUAGAUGCCAAAGGUGUAAAAGUUCUCCAGGCCUACAAUGUUCUCCACUGCACAGAUAUGACAGUUGUUGACUGUAGCAAUAUCAAAACUGGCAUACAACAAUGUUUUCCAAAUCAGCCAUAUGGUAACUUUUUCUGUGGACAAGAAGCCGGGGUGGACACAGCUGGAGGUGACUCUGGCAGUGGAGCUGUGGUGGGCACCAAAAUUUAUGGCGUCUAUAACGGUAGUAAUAAAUAUGCAUGUAUGGCUCCAGUUAUGUUCACAAGAGUCUGUGAUUACAUUACCUGGAUCAACAACACUAUUUAGUAGACUGAAACAACUAAACAUUCAUAAUAAAUAA
This is a messenger RNA of Seriola dumerili (greater amberjack), 806 nucleotides long. RefSeq names its product cationic trypsin-like. Gene Ontology annotation, molecular function: serine-type endopeptidase activity. The transcript has 6 exons. The coding region runs from base 5 to 772 and encodes 255 amino acids. NCBI's taxonomy places the organism in Eukaryota, Metazoa, Chordata, Actinopteri, Carangiformes, Carangidae. Gene Ontology annotation, biological process: proteolysis. The record is from RefSeq and is a predicted model, not a curated record.